AUGAAGUUGAACAUCGCCAAUCCAGCUACAGGCUGCCAGAAAUUGAUUGAAUUUGACGAUGAACGUAAAAUGCGUAUAUUUUACGAUAAACGUAUAAGUGCAGAAGUACCUGGUGAUUCUUUAGGAGAAGAAUUUAAAGGAUAUGUAUUUCGUAUAUCAGGGGGAAAUGACAAACAAGGAUUUCCUAUGAAGCAGGGCGUUCUGAGAAAUGACCGUGUCCGUUUAUUGUUGUCAAAAGGUCAUUCUUGCUAUAGACCGCGUCGCACGGGAGAACGCAAAAGGAAAUCUGUGCGCGGCUGUAUAGUCGGAAGUGAUCUUGCCGUUUUAUCGUUGGUGUUAGUCAAACAAGGUGAAAAGGACAUCCCUGGCUUGACCGAUAUUACUGUACCGAAACGUUUGGGUCCUAAAAGAGCCUCAAAAAUUCGUAAAUUCUUUAAUCUAAACAAGGGUGAUGACGUUCGGAAAUUCGUCGUGCGCAGAGAGGUAACUCCUAAGAAAGAGGGCAAAAAGCCAUAUACAAAAGCUCCUAAAAUCCAACGUCUUGUGACUCCUCUCACUUUACAACGAAAACGACAUCGUUUUGCCUUAAAGAAAAGGAGAGCUGCCGCAUCGAAAGCUGCUGCUGCUGAAUAUGCUACACUUCUUGCUAAACGUCUUAAAGAACAAAAGGAACGCAAGGCUGACCUUAAAAAGAGAAGAGCCACUAUUCAUAAAGCCUAA
Molecule: messenger RNA, 720 nt
Organism: Ambispora gerdemannii
Lineage: Eukaryota; Fungi; Glomeromycota; Glomeromycetes; Archaeosporales; Ambisporaceae
Source: the annotation of a GenBank genome assembly